CAUCACUCAUACGGAUCAACUUCCAUCUUAGAAUAGUAGCCUCUUCGGGCUUUCGUCAUAUCACGUGAUUGUUUUAGUAAGAGACGAAAAAAUCUAGUACAGUACAUUUGUCAACGGCAGGUAUUUAAACAGUUUAUUGUUUACAUCGCACCGAGCGAUGAUUUAAAGGGAAUGUCGUUUUACAAAUAACGAUAGUUUGAUAUAAUAAAAGUGCCAUAUAUUCUGGUCAAUGAUAAGUGUUUACGUUGAUGUAAAUACUAAUUAUACUGGUUAAUCUGAAAAAUGGAAGAUUAUAAAAAUGUUCUGUGUUCAGUAAACGAUAAAGAUGAUGUCUUAGUAAAUAGGGAUUAUUCUGUAACAAGUUUACCAGCGAUAUUGGAUGGUGAAUUGUUUCGUGUAAUUGAACGUAAUGGGUUAAAGAUAUCAGCCAAAUGUUGCAACUGUCCAGGUGAGAAGAUAAUUCUUGGCACAAAAACAUCAACAGGGAAUUUUUUAAGCCAUAUUAAAAGAGUACAUCCAACAUUAUUAGAAAAAGCAAGAAACAAGAGAACCAGAGUAGGUCUAAGAAAAUGGCCAGAUGUUUCAAUAUCUUCCCAGGAUAAUGUGCCUUUAUAUUUAACUGGAAACAGUUCAAAUGUUUCACAGAAUGAGGCAGAUAAUGUUAUUGUCAACUAUAUAGUAAGUGACAUAAAUCCUUUAUCAGUUAUGGAAAAACCAUCAUCUAAAAAUUUUAUCAAAGAAUUUUCAAAAGGAUCAAACAGUGUAGUGCCUUCUCAAAAAAAUGUGUAUUCAAGAAAUGGUACAUUAUGGAAACAUACAUCAAAUAAAAUUCUUCCACCUGAUAAAAAUCCAAAUGAAUUAAGGAAAAGACUUUUAAAAUUGAAAAGAGAGUAUUAUGAAAUAAAACGUUAUUUAAAAUUUAGUAAUCAUCCAGAAUGGAAGUAUAUGAAAUCAAUUAGCCAAUCAUCUCAUUCUAAUCACAUACAAGAAAAAAAGUGUGAUUUAGAUAGUUUAGAAGUUGAAAUAGACACAAAACAUUCAUCAGAAAUAUCAAGAAAUUACAAUGAAGAUAAAAGAAGUAAUGAAGAUGGUAUGGAGCAGUCAAUGUCAGAAUUUCAAAGGAAUAUUCCAGAAGAUAUAAGAAAUCCUGAAGAUAAUUUAGAAUUUGAAAUUGGGCAGAUGCCAGAUAUGUUAAGAAAUACGGAGGGAAUACCAGAGACUGUGGUCUGUAAUACAGUUGAAGGUAGAGAACCAGAUUCUCCCAGUACUUCAGCAUCACAACUUUCAGAUGUUUUAUUUUCUACAUCUUCGACGUCAACUGAUGAGGAAAAACAUUCUUCUCCGUAUGUACACUAUUUUUUAAUUAAAAAUAAUGCAUUACAGAUAAAAACAUAGUAUUAUUAAUAUAAU
This is a messenger RNA of Centruroides sculpturatus (bark scorpion), 1410 nucleotides long. RefSeq lists its product as uncharacterized. The coding region runs from base 283 to 1395 and encodes 370 amino acids. The record is from RefSeq and is a predicted model, not a curated record. Lineage: Eukaryota; Metazoa; Arthropoda; Arachnida; Scorpiones; Buthidae. The transcript has 8 exons.